AUGGACCUCCUGCGCCUCUACGUUGAAUUUUUCCUGCUGUGCGUCCAGCCAACGGUGCCGUGCCGCACCCGCACGGCAGCGGUAGUGGCGGGUGCUGGCUGCAACGGCAGCGGCACGGCAGCGAAGCCGGUGGCGGUUGAUGUGGCAACCCAAUUGACGACGCUGACCUUCAUCAGUGUCCCCCACUGCGUGCGCCCCUUCUUCGAGGGCGUGGCAUUACUACGCAGUGACAACGAGGCAGCGCCGGCGGUGGCUGACAAGGCGGCUGGCAAGGUGGCGGGGCGCAAGCGGCAUCGCGGCAGUAUCGAGCGCAACGGGACAAAGUCGGCGGCUGCCGACCACCCCGUCGUCGAGGGUGGCGAGGACAGUGACUUCCCCUACCAGUCGAGCGUCAUGCUUCAGCGGCUGCGUGAGUACGGUGAGGUUCAGGUGCCUGGGUUUGAGUCCGACUCCGCUUACCUUGCCGCAAAGGACGUACUGGUGUACCUCAGACACUACACCUACCUCGUCUCUGGCAUGACCCUGAGCGCCGCAGUCCUCCGCAACAUCGAGCUUGUGGGCCUCGACUUCCGCCAACAGUGCGUGCCGUGCAUGGCCGCCGUCACCCAACUCGCCAGUCACCUCAUCGAUGCGCAGCUUCACAAGAUGCAGCUACGACCACGCGUGGUGCGGCUCAGCGAACGGCUGUGCCUGUCCGCAAAGGCUGCCCGCACGUUCGAAUACCUGCUGGUGUGCCACUGCGGCCGCUAUGCGCCCGGCAACAUCGCCGAGCCGCUGCGGCCGGCGAACAUCGCCUACCACAACGACCUCACCCCACAGGAGCUGCUGUCCAUUCUCUCAGAGAGUGGUGUGCUGUGGAAGCAGGGGCUCAUCUUUUCCGACAUCAAGAUGCGCACCACCUUCAUGGAGUGCAAGUACGCCCUGCCCAUGGAAACGAUUGCGGCCCUGAGUGGAGAUCAGCUGUCGGAGGAGCAACUCAUAAAGCUGGAGCGCACCGCGCUACUGGAGGUCCUCAACGAAGAACGGAACGCCAAGACGACGAGCACCGCGGCUGCCACGCCGGCUCCGCAAGCAGAGGCGCACGUCGGUGGCAGUCGCUCUGUAUCGCCAUCGCCAAAGCGUGGUGACGAGGAGAGCGAUGUGGACGAUGAGGAGGCGCUCGACAGUGUGCUGGCGGACAUCGACCCGGCUGUGCUGGCUUCGAAAGACCAGGACGCGAUUUACGAGGCCGUCUCGCACCGCCUCAGCAAUACACUCGCCCGCAGAACUGCCACGUCAUCCAGUGCUCGUGCUGUGGCAGCAGCACCAGCCGCGAAGAACUCCGCAGCGACAGAGACAGAGGAGGCGGUAAAGGACGGCAAAAGAAGCAGAGAAGAGUCGGCGAUGGUAACACCGUCUACAGCCCCGCCGACGGCACCGCCAUCACGCGCGACGGAUACAACACCACGGCCGGAGGACGGCGAGGAGGCGGCGACGGCGACGUCUGCCCCGCGCAAGACGCGACUGGUUCUCGCCGACAUCAAUCCGCUCGCCCAGCGUUAUCGUUGCACCGGCACUGGCGCGGGUGCAGCGGCGGCGUCCUCCUCGCCAUCUGCCACGUCGCACACAGACUCGUCCAUGCGGGGGGUGCCCUACGAGUCCGACAUCGAGUACAUGGACGCUGCCUUUCGCAUCCUCGCGAACAUGAUUCGUAUCCGCUACGCGGAGGGCGACAUGAAGGACGAGGAGGACUCCUACACCCCCAAGUCCAAGGUGGAGGCGUCGAUACGCGAGCUGAAGGGCAAAGUACGCGUCGCGGCAGCGGUGCACGAGUCACGGCUGCAAGCCACUCUCAGUGCCCGCACCUUCACCCCGCGCAUCGAGCAGCUCGCUCAGCGGCUGCAGCUGACGGAGAUGGAGAAGCAGAUUAUGCUGUUCAUGGUUGGCAACGUCAUUUCGCACGACAUGCUGGUGGCGGUGAAUGGCCGCUACGUUAUGCGGGACGGGCAGCGGCUCAUCACGGUGGGGUACAUGCUCUUCGUCCUGUGCGAGUCGCUGGAGGAGCGGGUGGUGGCGCGUCGCGCCUUCUACCAGUCCUCUCCGCUCGUGUCCAACGGCGUCUUGUCCCUCACACUCGAUGCCGUCGGCCGCUCCUGCUUCAACACGGACCUCAUGGACUAUCUCGUCGACAUCGAUCGGAAGAUUGUGGACGAUGUCAUGGGCAUCACAGCCGAGACGGCGGAGAUGGUGCCCGGGUCGCAGCUGUACUUCCCCAAGGUGGAGCUGGCGAACGUGGUACUGCCCACCUCCACGAUGGAACGCGUCCUGUCCACCAUUGAACACUACAGCCUCUUCGAGCAGUGCAAGAAGAGCAGCGGCUUCGGCGACGGCCUCGGCACCAGCAAAGGCGGUCUCGUCAUGCUCUUCCACGGCCCGAGUGGCACCGGCAAGACGAUGCUCGCCAACGCCGUCGCGCACCACCUCAAGAAGAGGAUACUCCUCGUCAGCGUGUCGCAGUUUCGCUCCUCGACGAAGGCCGAGGCCGAUGCGCUCCGCUUCCUCUUUCGCGAGGCGAAGCUGAGCGACGCCAUCUUGUUCUUCGACGAGUGCGAGUCGCUCUUCGAGGACCGCACGAGCAACGGCACCGUGACGGCGCUCCUGUCCGAGUUUGAGCGGUACGACGGCCUCAUCAUCCUCGCCACCAACCGCGCGCAGAACUUCGAUGAGGCGAUGAACCGGCGCAUCUCGCUCAUGAUGGAGUUCCGUCCGCCGGACCAUCAGCUGCGGCUGCGCAUUUGGAGAUCACACAUCCCGAAGCAGCUGUCCAUGAGCGAGGACGUGUGCCUCGAGAAGCUAGCGCUGAACUACGAGCUCUCCGGCGGCCUCAUCCGCAACGCCGUCCUCGCCGCCUUGAGCAGGGCGGUGGCGCGCGAGAAGUCCGCUACACCGAAGCUAACAAUGCGCGACCUCGACGAAGGCGCUCGGCUGCAGCUGCGCGGCUUUUUUCUCGCCGCGGAAUUGCCGGAGGGGAUGAGCGAGUUCUACCUGGCCCCGAAGCGCACGCUUGCCGAGCUGGUGGUGGAGCCGAAUCUCGCCAAGAAGCUGGAGGGGAUCGCCAGCAGCGCCAAGAGCCGCAGCACCUUGUAUACCGAGUGGGGCUUCAGCGAGGACGCCAACGACGACUGCGGGGCGCUGUACCUGUUCCAGGGCGUGAGCGGCACGGGUAAGUCGCUGGCCGCGGAGGGCAUCGCCUACGAGUGCGGCGCCACCAUCCGUCUCUGCAACGUGGCGGAGCUCCUGCUCCGGGAGGAAAUGCGGGUGCACGUUGUGUUCGAGGAAGGUCGCCGCCUUGGCGCCAUCAUUGUCUUCGACGAGGCGCAGGUCCUCUUCAACGAAUCCCCAAAGAGCUUACAGCUCUCACAGCUCAUCCAGUACCACGCCCGUCGGUAUCCGAGGCCCGUCAUCGUCAUCGCAACGACGGUGCACCGCGACGGCAGCGGUGGACGCCACCUUUUCUCCACCACGAACAUCAACUCACGCUCAUCAUGCAUGCUGUUCCAGGCGGAGCUGACCUUUGCGCUGCCUUGUCGGCCCCUACGCGAGCAGCUGUGGCGAAAAGCUUUCCCGGAACGCGUCCCAACGUCCAGCGACGUCGACUACGGUCGCCUCAGCGCCACGAGUAUCUCACCCAAGCUGAUCCGAACAAUAGCCUUCAAUGUCUGCUGCACCGCGGCGCUGUUGCCAGUUUCGGAGCGGGUCGUGACGAUGGCCAUGAUCGAGGCAGAGAUGGACAGGACGGUGACGCGGGAGCGCACCGCCGUCUCGGCGAGCGCGAUGUUUGCGUAG
Molecule: messenger RNA, 3825 nt
Organism: Leishmania mexicana MHOM/GT/2001/U1103
Lineage: Eukaryota; Euglenozoa; Kinetoplastea; Trypanosomatida; Trypanosomatidae
Product: putative AAA family ATPase
Exons: 1
Coding region: 1-3825 (1274 amino acids)
Biological process (GO): proteasome-mediated ubiquitin-dependent protein catabolic process
Cellular component (GO): proteasome regulatory particle, base subcomplex
Molecular function (GO): ATP hydrolysis activity; ATP binding; proteasome-activating activity
Source: RefSeq, a predicted model, not a curated record